Pantherophis guttatus is the source of this 5232-nucleotide messenger RNA. It is a transcript of the gene ITCH, whose product is annotated as itchy E3 ubiquitin protein ligase. Gene Ontology annotation, molecular function: ubiquitin protein ligase activity; protein binding. NCBI's taxonomy places the organism in Eukaryota, Metazoa, Chordata, Lepidosauria, Squamata, Colubridae. The record is from RefSeq and is a predicted model, not a curated record. Gene Ontology annotation, cellular component: cytoplasm. Gene Ontology annotation, biological process: protein K29-linked ubiquitination; protein K63-linked ubiquitination; proteasome-mediated ubiquitin-dependent protein catabolic process.
UCCCGGCUUUGGGAGUCGCUCUCUUAAGCUUGGACUUGGACUGGCUGCCAUCUUAGUCGAGGUGUCGUCGCCUUCAGGGCUGGUUCAUGUUCCUUCCUAUGAUAUGGCCGGGAAUGGGUCAAAAUCAGAGUGUAUCAGUGGACCAAGUAUGAAAUCACAGCUUCAGGUAACUGUUAUUUCGGCAAAGUUGAAAGAAAACAAAAAUAAGUGGUUCGGACCCAGCCCAUAUGUAGAAGUUUGGGUUGAUGGUCAGUCAAAGAAGACAGAAAAAUGCAACAAUACCAACAGUCCAAAAUGGAAACAGCAUCUUACAGUAAUUGUCUCCCCUGUUAGCAAACUACAUUUUCGCGUAUGGAGUCACCAGACAUUGAAGUCAGAUAUCUUACUUGGAACUGCCACUCUAGAUAUUCAGGAGAAACUAAAAGCAAAUAAUAUGAAACUUGAGGAAGUGAUUGUGAACAUGGAUCUUAUUGGUGACAAAGAACCAGCUGAUGGAAUUGGAGAGUUGUCUGUCUGUCUAGAUGGUAUGCAGGUGGAUCCCGAGCUUCUGACUAAUGGUGAUGCCUCAAGCAUAAGAAGUCCUGACCAAAAUGAUGGCUCCAAAGCAAAAAAUGAAACAAGGUGUGGCAGUGUUGACAGUUGUGAGACUGCUGUUUCCAGUGAAAACAAGGGGGCUAAUACCAGUGACUCUCCAUUAAUUGCAAAUGGUGGCUUCAAGCCUUCUAGGCCUCCCAGGCCCUCUCGACCACCUCCACCCACCCCGCGUAGGCCUUCAGCUCCAGUUGCAUGUGUCAAUGGCCCUUCUUCCACAGAAUCAGAAGCAGCUAAUAAAGAAACUGUGCCAACCGCAAGCACUUCAGCAGCAGAACCAAGUUCUGAUGGAGGAACUGCAGGGACAGCUCUUCCUGCAACAUCUCCUGUAGCUACACCACCCAUAUGCAGACAAGUUCAGCCAGCAACUCCCAUUUCACAGCCCCAUCCUACAGUUAGCCAAGGUCCUCUUCCACCUGGGUGGGAACAAAGAGUGGAUCAGCAUGGCCGGGUGUAUUAUGUAGAUCAUGUAGAAAAAAGAACAACAUGGGAUAGGCCAGAGCCUCUUCCUCCAGGUUGGGAGCGCCGAGUAGAUAACAUGGGACGGAUUUAUUAUGUUGACCAUUUCACCAGAACAACGACUUGGCAACGACCAACUCUGGAAUCUGUCCGUAAUUAUGAGCAAUGGCAACUUCAGCGUAGCCAGCUUCAAGGAGCUAUGCAGCAAUUUAACCAGAGGUUCAUAUAUGGGAAUCAAGACUUCACACAGAAUAAAGAAUUUGAUCCUCUUGGUCCCUUGCCACAUGGAUGGGAAAAGAGAACAGACAGCAACGGCAGAGUAUAUUUUGUCAAUCAUAAUACUCGCAUCACACAGUGGGAAGAUCCCAGGAGUCAAGGUCAAUUAAAUGAAAAACCUUUACCAGAGGGCUGGGAAAUGAGAUUCACUGUGGAUGGAAUUCCAUAUUUUGUGGAUCACAACAGAAGAACAACAACAUAUAUCGAUCCUCGUACUGGAAAGUCUGCUUUAGACAACGGACCUCAAAUAGCCUAUGUUCGUGAUUUCAAAGCAAAGGUCCAAUAUUUCCGAUUUUGGUGUCAGCAAUUGUCUAUGCCCCAGCAUAUAAAAAUAACAGUGAGCAGGAAAACACUGUUUGAAGAUUCAUUUCAGCAGAUAAUGAGUCUUAGUGCCGUGGACCUACGAAGACGCUUGUGGGUCAUUUUCCCAGGAGAAGAAGGCUUAGAUUAUGGAGGUGUUGCACGGGAAUGGUUCUUUCUAUUGUCGCAUGAAGUGCUGAAUCCAAUGUAUUGCCUGUUUGAAUAUGCAGGGAAGGAUAACUACUGCCUACAGAUAAACCCAGCUUCUUACAUCAAUCCAGAUCAUCUGAAAUACUUCCGCUUUAUUGGUAGAUUUAUUGCUAUGGCAUUGUUCCAUGGAAAAUUUAUAGACACAGGUUUCUCCCAACCUUUCUACAAACGUAUCCUUAAUAAACCAGUUGGAUUAAAAGACUUGGAAUCUGUAGAUCCUGAGUUCUAUAAUUCCCUGAUCUGGGUUAAGGAAAACAAUAUUGAAGAAUGCGGCCUAGAAAUGUAUUUCUCAGUUGAUAAAGAAAUUCUAGGUGAAAUAAAGAGCCAUGACUUGAAACCCAAUGGUAGCAACGUCCUUGUUACUGAAGAAAACAAAGAAGAAUAUAUUAAGCUGGUAGCAGAAUGGAGGCUUUCCCGGGGUGUAGAAGAGCAGACGCAAGCUUUCUUUGAAGGAUUCAAUGAGAUUCUAUCACAGCAGUACUUACAGUACUUUGAUGCCAAAGAGCUGGAGGUGCUUUUAUGUGGAAUGCAAGAAAUUGACCUGACUGAUUGGCAAAGACAUACAAUCUACCGGCAUUAUACCAGGACAAGCAAACAAAUAGUGUGGUUUUGGCAGUUUGUAAAAGAAAUAGAUAAUGAGAAGAGAAUGAGAUUACUACAGUUUGUUACUGGAACAUGCCGAUUGCCAGUUGGAGGAUUUUCUGACCUCAUGGGGAGUAAUGGACCUCAAAAAUUCUGCAUUGAAAAAGUUGGUAAAGAAAACUGGUUGCCUAGAAGCCAUACAUGUUUCAAUCGCUUGGAUUUGCCACCAUACAAGAGUUAUGAACAGCUAAAGGAAAAGUUAUUAUUUGCAAUUGAAGAAACGGAAGGAUUUGGACAAGAGUAACUUUUUGUGGAAUUUGGAUCAGAAGAACAUAAAUUCAUAUAGGGUGUGAGUUCUUCACUGCCUCUGCUAGUUGCACUUCUUACUGUAAACAGGACUUGAUCUUCAUUUAUUUAAACAAAUGUUAGUAUGUAAGUAAAUGAAUGUUGCUCUGUCAUUUUAUCCUUCUAUUUUUAGAUUUCUUCCAAGUCCGUUACAGAAAUCCAAAAUGAUAAACUAUAAAUGAAAUCUUCCUUGACCAGAGGUUGUUAUACUUCUGGAGCUAUGUCUUGCAUCAUGUUCAUUAACUGGAGUGCAUUUUCUUUUCUCUUUUUUCUUUUUUCUCUUUUCUUUCCUUUCUUCUCUUUUCUUUUUCUAAAAUAACUCCUUUCUCUUCCUGUUUUAGUAGCAAAGUAUUGCUGCUGAAGAACUGGGAAGUCCACUCGUAGCUGUAGCAUUGCAGCAGGCUUUUUCUAACAGCACUUGCUUGCAUUCAGACUCUGGGGGUGCUAAACGCAUUUCCAUGGCUUGCAUUAUGUGUUCUUUACCCACUUGAGGCUUGACUGUUUCCACUCUCCCAAAACAUAUCCCAAAGCCAUCUCUGUUCAAACAGAGUAAAGGGAUAUGUAGACCUUAAUGCACGUAUCCAUAGCAUAGCACUUUUAUUUAUUUUUACCACUAUGAUCUCAUUCCUCAGGUUAUUCCUCCAUCUGAAGGUGCCUCUUCAAAUUUGCAGGAAUUUUAACCCAUUUUCAGCUAAGUGUGUACUUAGUUUUGAUGAUGGUACUUUAAUAGUAAAUUUGAAAGAUAAUUCUUUCAGGUGGAAACAACUGGAAAUUAUUUCCAGUCCUCUUUGUAGCUUGAGUUUAAAACUAUACAAAUGGCCAUUAACUGUCAAUUCUAGAUCAUCUCUAGAUGCGGGAGCAUUGCUUCCUAUUUCCCAGUAGUGGUCUAACCAUUGCAACAAAACUGCCUCAUGAAUAUAUCUGAACAUGCAAUCCUAUGCAUGUGUAUUUGUAACUAAAUCUUAUUGAACAGAGUGAAACUUACUUCUGAAUAAACAGGCAUAGAAUUCUGUUGGUAAGAAACUGAGGCACAAAAAUUACAUUCCUGCAUACUUCCGAUACUAUUUUAAAUAAUUCAUUAACUUUUUUUAGAGGGUGGAAAGUAUGUGUUGUUAUGAUUUAGACUGUUGAUCAGCUCUUAUUAACAACUUAGACAGCACUUGGUUUUAAAUCUAAUUUCAAUUUCAAUUAUUAUAUUUUUAUAAUGUCCAUUAAAGCUGACAAUAGUAGUUAAACUAUACUCCCAAGUUUUUAACAAAAGCACUUAGUUCUUUUGCCCAGUUUUGCUACCUUGCAUCUUUUCCUCCAAGUUGUUAAAAUUCUGUGUUCUGCAUGCUGCUCCGGAACUCAGUAGAAGAGGUGGUGACAUUUUCAGAAAUCAGUAAUGCAUGUUGAUAGUUACAUACUUGUAUUGUCCUACUGCGUGAGAAGAGCAGAAUCCUUUGAGAACUAGCUAGCAUAGUCAAAGAUCAAACCAAUUGGCCAGUAAGACAAGUGUUACAUAUCUACCCAUCCAGACUCUAAGAAUGAAUUAAUUCAGGGCUAUUGAACGCUUAUGGGCUUAACCAUUUUUAUAACUGACUUUUUUUAGAAUUCUCCUUUGAAACAAUAUAAAUAGCCCAUUGUUCUUCCAUUUUUGUUUCUGAGAAUUAUGAAAAUAAUGUAAUUUUCCUCCCCUUCAGUGUACAUUUAAAGGAAUGUACACAGAAUUUUUUCUUACACAAAUGAUCUACUUCUUGGAUGGAGAAGGUCAUAUAUUGAUUCUGGAGAGAGAUCUGUCUGUGGCACUUACCAGAAUAUCUGAAGUAUAUAUUAAAAAUCUAGAUUUUGGAGGAGAAAAAGCCUUAGAAUUCUCUGCUUAUUUGUUUUAAUAACAUUUAAUUAUUGAACAUUUACAAUUCAGAAAUAAAAUUGAGGUAACAAAUAAGUAUGGAAUAUAGUUGAUGCUCUACACAAUGUUACAUUAUUCAUCUAGUGACCUAGAAAUAUUGUUAAUGUAUAAAUAUACAAAAGGCUUUCUGCCCUAUAUUUUUAAAAUAAAGAAUAGCUCUAAUUAAAAUAGCUGAGGCCCUAGUUCUAUAGGGCAUGGCUAUUUAAUAUUUUUAUGGCUCAGAUGAUUAGUUCAGGAAAAAGCAAAUGCUUGUAUAUAUUUUUGCAGUCUGGAAAAGUGUAGCUUAUCAAACUUUUAAUUUAAAUAGCUUUUUGUUUGUCUUUACUGCUGCAUUACAGGGGAAGUGGGGGCUGGAUAUCCCAAGCACAAAAAAAGUAUUUUAAACAGUCAAACCAAGAAUAUUUAACAAACGGAGUCUUGACCAUGAAGUAUUUGUUAAAACAUUUAUUGUAAGCAUUGUGUUAGCAAUAUUUCUAAAAUCAGAAUGAAAAGUCAGUUUUAAGGUCCCUUUGCAUUGUAAUUUCUAAAUUUUGUUCUUAUGCCUUGUUAUGUUGCAAUAAUAAAAGUCAUUUGAGCAA